AUGGAUAUUGAUCCCUUGUGGAUUACUGCGGGGUGGUUAAUUACUACUGGUUCUAGUUUCAUGGCACCAGCUACCAAAUCAACAGUACUUCCUGAAUCACAAGCUAUGUUGCUGUUUCUUGGCCUUCUCUUGGUUGUUUCUCUUCUUGCUCGCCCCAUUGAUCCCAAGAAACUUACGCAAAGUCCCACCACAGAAUUGCAUCCACAGCAAACAAAGCAUAUACCACCUUAUGCUUCUUCUUCUGUUGCAGCUACAAUUUCUGGUUCCGAUUCAGGUCAACAGUUUAAAGCAGCUGCACAUGAAGUACCAAGCGGUCCAAAUCCUGAAUCCAACAAGUAA
This is a messenger RNA of Hevea brasiliensis (rubber tree), 339 nucleotides long. RefSeq names its product CLAVATA3/ESR (CLE)-related protein TDIF-like. The record is from RefSeq and is a predicted model, not a curated record. NCBI's taxonomy places the organism in Eukaryota, Viridiplantae, Streptophyta, Magnoliopsida, Malpighiales, Euphorbiaceae. The coding region runs from base 1 to 339 and encodes 112 amino acids. The transcript has a single exon.